Molecule: messenger RNA, 4403 nt
Organism: Myxocyprinus asiaticus (Chinese sucker)
Lineage: Eukaryota; Metazoa; Chordata; Actinopteri; Cypriniformes; Catostomidae
Product: putative sodium-coupled neutral amino acid transporter 10
Exons: 18
Coding region: 534-3719 (1061 amino acids)
Biological process (GO): amino acid transmembrane transport
Molecular function (GO): amino acid transmembrane transporter activity
Source: RefSeq, a predicted model, not a curated record
GCAGCAUGUUGCACUAGCGCCUGUGGCAGCGCCACACUGGCAACAUUAAGCUUAUUUCCUGGUGAAUUUAGCAUAUUUCUAAAAAUGUGUUUCUAAAUAUUUGUUGUAUCUCCUGUAACUUUAUAGAGACUGUAAAUAUCAGAGGAAGCUUAUUAAUAAUCGUGGUGACUUAGAAAUGAAAGACUGUUGGAAAAAGUGACGUGAGCGCCACGUCACGUCCACCAGGUGAAGGACAGUUACAUCAACCCUCUUAUCUCAAUUAAACUUUUGACCAGUAUGCAAAACACUGCACAAACACCACCUGUACAUUAGAGAUCUGUGCUGUCAGAAAGGCAAAAUGACUGCGUCGAACUGGGGUCUGAUCAUGAACGUUGUAAACAGCAUCGUGGGUGUGAGUGUUUUGACGAUGCCCUUCUGCUUCAAACAGUGUGGAAUUGUGUUGGGUACUUUGUUGCUGUUCUUCUGUUCAUGGAUGACCCAGCAGUCCUGCAUGUUCCUGGUCCACUCGGCCAGUAAUACCAAACGCAGGACUUAUGCUGGACUGGGUGAGAGUGACCAAAAGCACUUUUCAUGCUUAUGGAAAAACAGGCAAGGCACUUGUGGAAUUGAGCAUGAUUGGCCUGAUGCUAGGGACAUGUAUUGCUUUCUAUGUCGUCAUUGCUGAUCUGGGGUCCAACUUCUUUGCCCAGCUGCUUGGGCUACAGGUGACACGGAGCUUCCGUAUCGUGUUAUUGAUCACGGUGUCGCUGUUUAUCGUGCUGCCCCUCAGCUUGCAGAGAAACAUGAUGUCAACCAUCCAGUCCUUCUCAGCCAUGGCGCUGAUCUUCUACACACUGUUCAUGUUCACGAUUGUGUUGUCUUCUCUGCGUUACGGAAUAAUCAGUGGUUCCUGGGUGGAGCAUGUACAUCUGUGGCGCUUCAAGGGUGUCAUACAGUGUCUGCCAAUUAUCGCCACCACCUUCUGCUGCCACCCGCAAGUAUUACCCACUUACGACAGCCUGGAUGAGCCCUCAGUGAAGAGAAUGAGCACAAUAUUUACCUCCUCACUCAAUGUGGUCACCACCUUCUACAUCACAGUGGGGUUCUUUGGUUAUGUGAGCUUCACUGAUAACAUCGCUGGGAACGUACUGAUGAACUUCCCAUCCAACCUGGUGACGGAGAUGAUCCGUGUUGGCUUCAUGAUGUCUGUGGCUUUGGGCUUCCCCUUGAUGAUCCUGCCCUGCAGACAGGCCAUCAACACCAUGCUAUUUGAGCAGCAGCAAAAGGAUGGCACCUUUGCCGCAGGUGGAUAUAUGCCACCCGUUCGCUUUAAAAGCAUCACUCUUUGCAUCGUCUUUGGCACCAUGCUGGGUGGCAUCCUGAUUCCUAACGUGGAGACCAUUCUGGGUCUGACUGGAGCUACAAUGGGUAGUCUGAUCUGCUUCAUCUGCCCAGCUCUCAUCUACAAGAAGCUCAUGAAGAACGCAUGGACUGCACAGCUGGUUCUGUGGGUUGGUCUCGGGAUCCUGCUUAUUAGUACCUUCACCACACUUUCCAUUUCCUCCAAUGAACCGCAGAAAUUCAAACGCCCUCUGGUCGUCCCCCCAAAAGCUGAGGACAAACUUCCCAUCCUCGUCGCCCCUGAGAUGCCCAAAGAUCCUGAGAAUAGAGUGGAGCCUGAUCCAGUAGAGAUAUCAGACAAGCCAAAGCCCCCAAUAGAGGUUGAACAGCCAGCGGAGAAGGUACCAGCAGAGCCACCUCAGAUUAAAGUACCUGUGGAAGUGGAUGAGCAAAAAAAUAAGAAGGAAGAGGUUCAGCUGGACCGCCCUGAAGCAGGAGUAGCGGUCCCAGAUGGGGAAGCACACCGCCAUGAGCCGCCCAACCCUCACGACAAAGUUCAGAUAGAUGAGAUCAAAAACCAGCAAGAGCUAGAAGAGGAGAAACAACCUGCCAUUAAGGAGGAAGACAAGAAGCAACCUGCCAGAGAGGAGGAGGAGCUUCUUGCUGAGCAGGGGGCAGGGCAAGCACAAGAGGUGGAGCAAGAAGCUAUAAAAGAGGAGCAGCUCCCUGUUCUUGUUCCAAAGGAACAGAAAGUUGUGGUGAAAAAGGCUGUGGAUCAGGACCAGCCUGCAGCUAGUGAAGUUCUGAAGAAGGCAGAGAAACCAGAGAAUCAGAAUAAGGUUGAGCCGCUGGUGGUGGUUGUCCGUAAAGAACCAGAGAACCUGCCUGUAGUGAAAAAGAAUUCUGAGAAUGAAGCAGAUGAGAUGGACAAAGCACCUGAACCCCAGGUUGAGAAAUCAAUGGAGUGGGUUCCUGUGCAAGAGCAGAAGGAAGAGAAGGUUCCAGAUGCGGUCAAGGAUGGAGAUGGAGACAAGAUGGAAGUGAUUAAAAAGAUUGUUGCAGAGGGUCAGUUGGACCAUGCUGUGCUGCUACAGGUAAUUAAGGAGCAGCAACAACAGCAGAAAAGGCUUCUGGACCAGCAGGAGAAACUCCUGGCUGUGAUUGAGGAACAGCACAAGGAGAUCCACCAAAAAAAAGAAGGAGAAGAAGAACCAAAGGCAGCAGAACAGCAGAAAAGGCAAGUGGACCAGGAGGAGAAACAUGUGCCUGUGAUUGAGGAGCACAAGGAGGUCCAUCAAAUAAAAGAAGGAGAAGAACCAAAGGCAGCAGGAGAGGGUGCAGGUGAGGUGGAGAACAUUAUGCAGAGGCAGUUGGGGAUGGAGGGAGCAGUAAUACCUAAAGUUGCCUUAGUUACUCCAGAACAAUUUCAGCAACCCCAUGGAGAGCAUGUAGCUGCAGCUGUUGCAGGGCCUGAGGAACUUGUACCAAAAGAACCUGUAGUGGCUCCGGUCGCAGUCGCGGUUCCCCACAACGCCAUUGAAUCCGUGCAAAAUGGAGGUGUUGCAGUUCCUAAACAGGAGGAGCUGGAAUCGAAAAACCAAGAAGGCCUUAACAUGCCAGUGCCUGCAGAUAAUGCAGUGGAUAAGGAGCUCGGUGCCCGAGGUGUUCCGCUGCGCCUACGUGAGCCAGGGCAACCCAAAAUCAAUCCCGACGCUCUCGCGGAGGAGGAGGAAAGGGUGCGACAAAAAUUAGCCCAAUUGGAAGCAAAGAAGGAGCGGAUAGAGAAAGAUAGGUUGGAGGAGGAGACGAUUGAGAAGGAGGUUCAGGCCCGCGUGGAAAAAGAGCGCAAAAAGAGGGAAAGACGUGAGGAACUGGCACGCGAGCAAGAGCUGGAACGUGUUCGACAAGAAAAGGAGCGACUAGAGAAGGAAAGGCUUGAAGCCAAGAGGUUAAAAGAGGAGAGAGAGAAGACCAGGAAGAUGAUCUUGGAGCGUGCUGAGAAGGAGAAAAGGUUGAUCGAGAAUAAGGAAAGGUUAGACCAGCUACAGCUGGUCAUUGACACCAAGAAAGACAGUGAGAAGGAUGAUGAUGCACCCCCCAAAGCUGAACUCCCACCCAAGCCUAAGAAACAAGGAGGCAGGGACUUGAAAGAGAACAUUACCCCACCGGAGGAGCACAAGCCAAAAGAGAAGAGGAGCAGAGAGGAUGGAGGGAUGGAUCUUAGGAGGAGGCGCAGAGCGGUGGACUCUGAAGGUAGAGGAGGUGCUGAUCUGGAUCUUCUGCGGGACUUGGGAGGUUCAGACUUACACACUGCCCUUGAGGAACAUCUACUGGCUGGGGCUCUCGUGCACUCACGCCAGCUUAAACAGACACUCCAGAGUAAGGAGAAUGAUGAGUAGGUUCCUCCAGAAGGAUAAUCUUUCAUCUGGCCUGUGCAAAUUCAUGGUUGACAUGGUACCCAGUCUACUAAACUCUGAAGCCUGUCACCAUACUUUUAAAAUGGACAUGCAAACAUGCAUGCUCAAAUAAAUAGGAAGUGACUUGUCUGUGAGAAGUUGGCUCCUCUUUGUAAAACUAAAUGCCAUUAUCAAAGACAUGACAUUAUUUCAUAAGGGUUUGUGGCGAUAAUGGGCUUUGCUUUGAUCCUUUAGUUUUACACAGGGACUACUGAAUACAUAGUUUUGUGUGAGAUUUAGCUAAAUCUUGUGCAGUAAACGAAAUGUCUACUGUAAUAAACAUAACAUCACAUAAAAAAAAUUGACCUUGAUGGGCACACAGGGACAUUUCAGAAUAUUUAGCUUUGGACCAUUGCAUUGGAAAAAAGUCACAUGUAUUCCCCCCUGUGGUGGAUGUGAUAAUUUUGUAAAAUUUAAAGUUGUUAUUGUGUGUUGAAAUUUUACAGCCUGUAAAUUAAAAUAGAAACCUGAUAGUUUGCCUCUUUAUUUUAAAGAUUUGUUGAUGUCAGCUAAACAAUUAAUGUGAGACAUAGUUUAAAAAAAUUAAGCUUUAAUAAUUCGAAUAACCUGGUUCAGCCCUCUAGAAACUCUCACACCGUUGAAGGGAUAGUUCACCCAAACAUGAAA